Molecule: messenger RNA, 5337 nt
Organism: Elgaria multicarinata webbii
Lineage: Eukaryota; Metazoa; Chordata; Lepidosauria; Squamata; Anguidae
Gene: STRIP1
Product: striatin interacting protein 1
Exons: 21
Coding region: 4-2481 (825 amino acids)
Biological process (GO): cytoskeleton organization
Cellular component (GO): cytosol
Source: RefSeq, a predicted model, not a curated record
GUGAUGGAGCCGGGCGGUGGCGGAGGUCCGGGCUUGCUGAUCGUCAACAACAAGCAACGGAGCGGCGGGCUCGGACUGACCACGACACCGCCGCCGCCAGGGGGGAAGGGUCGAGAGCCCAACCGCAACCAGCGCAAGGACUCGGAGGGCUAUUCUGAGUCUCCAGACUUUGAGUUUGAAUAUGCAGACACGGACAAAUGGGCUGCUGAGCUGUCAGAAUUGUACAGCUACACAGAAGGUCCUGAAUUCCAACUCAACAGAAAAUGCUUUGAGGAGGAUUUUAGACUGCAUGUGUUGGAUAAGAAAUGGACGGAACUGGACACCAAUCAGCAUCGUACCCAUGCCAUGAGACUUCUUGAUGGCCUUGAGGUCACUGCUCGGGAGAAAAGGCUGAGGGUAGCACGAGCCAUCCUCUAUGUUGCACAAGGCACAUUUGAUGAGUGCAGCUCUGAAGCUGAAGUUCAGUCUUGGAUCCGAUAUAACAUAUUCCUUCUUCUUGAAGUUGGCACGUUCAAUGCUUUGGUGGAACUUUUGAACAUGGAAAUCGAUAACAGUGCUGCCUGCAGCAGUGCCGUGAGGAAGCCUGCCAUCUCCCUGGCUGACAGCACAGAUUUGAGGGUGCUCCUGAAUAUUAUGUACCUUAUUGUAGAGACUGUCCGACAGGAGUGUGAAGGAGACAAGCCAGAGUGGAAGACAAUGAGACAGACCUUCAGAGCAGAACUAGGGGCACCGCUGUAUAACAGUGAGCCAUUUUCUGUGAUGCUUUUCGGAAUGGUAACCAAAUUCUGCAGUGGCCAUGCCCCACACUUCCCCAUGAAGAAGGUGUUGCUGCUGCUCUGGAAGACUGUCCUGUGUACCCUUGGAGGAUUUGAGGAGCUUCAAGAUAUGAAAGCAGAGAAACGGGAGAUGCUGGGCCUCCCACCACUUCCUGAGGAUAGCAUAAAAGUGAUCCGCAACAUGAGAGCUGCCUCCCCUCCAGCAUCUGCUUCUGAUUUGAUUGAGCAGCAGCAGAAACGGGGUCGGCGGGAGCACAAGGCUCUUAUUAAACAGGAUAACCUGGAUGCCUUCAAUGAGCGAGAUCCGUACAAAGCUGAUGACUCCCGUGAAGAGGAGGAAGAGAAUGAUGAUGACAAUAGUCUUGAGGGAGAAGCAUUUCCUCUUGAAAGAGAUGAGGUGAUGCCUCCUCCUGUCCAGCACCCUCCAACUGACCGACUGACUUGCCCAAAGGGUUUGCCUUGGGCACCUAAGGUCAGAGAGAAAGACAUUGAGAUGUUUCUGGAAUCUAGUCGGAGCAAAUUUAUUGGCUACACCUUGGGGAGUGACACCAACACAGUAGUAGGAUUGCCCAGACCCAUUCACGAGAGUAUCAAAACUUUGAAACUGCACAAGUAUACAUCUAUUGCAGAGAUUCAAGUACAAAUGGAAGAAGAGUACUUGCGUUCCCCCUUGUCAGGGGGGGAAGAGGAGGUUGAGCAAGUUCCUGUGGAAAUCUUAUACCAGGGACUACUUCCUAGCCUGCCCCAGUACAUGAUUGCCUUGCUGAAGAUUCUGCUAGCUGCAGCACCCACCUCCAAAGCCAAGACUGAUUCCAUUAACAUCCUAGCAGAUGUUUUGCCAGAGGAGAUGCCAACAACUGUAUUGCAGAGUAUGAAGCUGGGCGUUGAUGUGAAUAGGCACAAAGAGAUUAUCGUAAAAGCCAUUUCUGCUGUGCUGCUGCUGCUGCUCAAACAUUUUAAGUUAAAUCAUGUCUAUCAGUUUGAAUACAUGGCCCAGCACCUUGUUUUUGCCAAUUGCAUCCCACUUAUAUUGAAAUUCUUCAAUCAGAACAUCAUGUCAUAUAUCACAGCCAAGAACAGCAUCUCUGUUUUGGAUUAUCCCUACUGUGUGGUGCAUGAGCUACCUGAGCUGACUGCGGAGAGUCUGGAAGCUGGAGACAACAAUCAAUUUUGCUGGCGGAACCUGUUUUCCUGCAUUAAUCUACUUAGGAUACUGAAUAAGUUAACAAAGUGGAAACACUCUAGGACCAUGAUGCUGGUUGUGUUCAAGUCUGCUCCCAUUCUGAAACGAGCCCUUAAGGUGAAGCAAGCUAUGAUGCAGCUCUAUGUUCUGAAGCUUCUGAAGGUGCAGACGAAGUAUCUGGGACGUCAGUGGAGGAAGAGCAAUAUGAAGACUAUGUCAGCAAUCUACCAAAAAGUGCGGCAUCGGCUCAAUGAUGACUGGGCAUAUGGCAAUGAUCUGGAUGCACGUCCAUGGGACUUCCAGGCUGAAGAGUGUGCUCUACGUGCCAGCAUAGAGCGUUUCAACUCUCGACGUUAUGACCGGACACACGACAACCCUGAUUUUCUGCCUGUAGAUAACUGUUUGCAAAGUGUUCUGGGCCAGCGUGUGGAGUUACCUGAGGAUUUCCAAAUGAAUUAUGACUUGUGGCUGGAAAGGGAAGUUUUUUCUAGACCCAUCUGCUGGGAGGAAUUGCUGCAAUGACAUUCAAUGAGGAAAAUCUCAAAACUCAAAGCUUGUAUGUCUGCCCAAGGACGAAGUUCCUGCUCUUCAGUCAACCAGGCAUAGAAGAGAUAAACUGGGUUUUUUUUAAUAUGGCUUGUAAUCUGCAGUUCUUUCCUUCUCCUCCAGGUGGCAGCAUGGUGUUGUUUUUUACUGCUCUCAAGAUCUGACAAUAUGGCUUUCCUAAGUCUUUUGGGUUGCUUCAAUUAGUAGUUGGUUUGGAAGGUGCUAUGUCAAUUCAGAGUAGUUGACUUUGAGACCUGGACCAGUUGAACAACCUUUGGCAAAAUAUCAGUGUCAGCAUUAAUUGCUCUUCAGUGCUCCUUGUCAGGCUUCUGUUUACUGGGCAUGGCUAGCUACUUAUUUCAAAACUAGAAGGGUAGUUUUUUCUGCUAUGUCCCCACCCUUAUCCCAAAAGGAAGAAUAGCACCCAUUUUCUGCUAGCUUCUAAGAAAGACAGCAAUUUCAUGGUGGUACGGGUGAGAGGAGAAAAUAUAUUUGGUGCAUACCAUUUUCCUUGCUGUUACAGGAAAGGGAGAUCUCUGGAGUCACAUCUAGUGCAUAUAGGGAGGCAGUGUAGUUGAGAGGAGCAGGUUUGGGGCACAGGAUUUGUUCAUAGCAGUGCCAAUAGUACUCUCAUCUGCUGGGAGGUGGAGGGAACAUUAGAAAUGGCUUGCCCUGCUUGGGGAAGUGAGCAGGUGACUUCAUUUGGAUCAGGGGUGUUGCCUCAAUUUGUUUCCCUGUUAAAGCCAAACUGUUUAAACAACUGUGAACCAGACGCAUUGUAUUUUACUUGAUAGAAAGAAAUAGAUAUAAAUAUCAAUCUUCCUUUUUGGAAGCUGCACCUGAGAAAGGCAAACUCUUAACUUUGUGUUUUCUGCUUCCUUCGAUGUGCCAUCCUUCGGUUUGCUUGAGAGCCUGAUUUUUAAACAGUUUUUCAGCACAGGUGCACAUGCCAGUGUAGUUCCCUCAGUUUGACUGCUUGCCAGCCCCAUGUUUGUGCCUGUACUUCUCAGUUAAGUGUGGCAUAUUCAACCCAAGUUUCCUCAGUGUGGAUAUUGCUUACCUAAGCAAGUAAUUCAUCCUGUGUUGAUGCUCCACUCCAGCCUCGUUCUCACUCAUAAAUAGGAGGUAGCAAGCCUGAGUCUGGACUUUUCCAUUGUUCAGUAGCCCCACAGCAGUCCAGAGAGCUGCAGUCCAGACUUAGGUUUCCCACCUCCAUUAAGCCCUCCAAACCAGUACUGUAGAUGAGGUGGAAGCAAAGACAUCUAUUUAUGUAGCGAAGUGGACCUGAUAAUAAAGUGGCUAUUCCCUCUUCCUUAGGAGAUGGUAUCUCCUGAGAGAAUUGAGUAUAAUAUUUGAUUACAUUUAUAACUAUUCAGAAGCAAGCAAGUUACUAUAGGAUAGUUCCAAGUACUGCAAUAUGGUGAUAUUUUUUCCGCUCCUGAUUUUUAGUCUGUUUACAUACUUAGAUUGUAAUCCUAAGGCUACUCACUUGGAAGUAAGUCCCAUUGAAAUUAAAAAUAUUUAGGACUGGGGUGUCAUUAAAAUACUAUAACAAAACCAUAGGUUUGGAUGGGACUGGUCCAACCCUUUGCAUUGAGCUUUGAUUACUUAAUAUGCAAACACUCCUAUAAGGUUAGCCUGUAUCACUGAGGUUGCAGAGUGUCUCUCAUGCAGAGAACAGCCGGGACCAAGGCAUAUCUUGUCUGUUUAAAAGUAAGAAUCAAGUUGAGUAAAUAGAAUGCAGUAAGUUUGAGGAAGUGUCUGCCAGACAGCCAAUCCAAAAAUCGUGGUGCAACCAUUGAUGGGGGUUCCAAGCUUUUUCAAGGUGUAGCAUACUGAGAACUUGGGUUUCCCCAUCUCUAUAUUGUGAACAGUGUGAUGGUGACAUGAUCAUGCAACAAAAGCAUUAUGGUCGCAUAAAAGAAUGAACAAGCAUUAAAAACAGCAAAAUACCUUUCAGUUUAUAAUGGUUACUUUUGUAUGUGAAUCCUAAGAUUUGUAAGUGCCUCCUGGAAAGAAAUCAAGACUAUUCCUGUCCAGUGUAAAUCAGGGAUUUUGGAAGGGGCGGUAGAGGAUUUUUUCCCCAUCUCUAGGAUGGGAACAGGUUAAAUAGAGUAUUAAUGCAAAUGCAUCUUUCUCUUUCUGUUGGGCUGGAGGCUUUAGAAAAUUGGUAGGAAGCCCUCCAGCAGCCAUCCAGUAGGUGGGUAAACUUGAAGCCUCCUUAGUAACUGCUAGGCUACUGAGCUCAGAGAGAAGAAGCAGACUUGUAUUAAGACAGAUGAUGUCAAUUGGGGCUGCACAGAAGAUCCGGCACCCAGAGCAGAAGUUCCUGGGCCUGUGCCGAAGUGGGCCCAUCCCUAACAAUGCCCCUGGUAAGUGGGUAUUCUCUUGAUAUCUGAAAAGGUGGGUCAGUACCCUUCAAUAGAACUCAAAAAGUAAUAACAAAAAGGAAUCAGUAGAAUUCUCGUGGCAUACAAACUUGAAAUCCCUGCAUCGGAUUUCUUAACUGACUUGGAUUGCUUAAACUGGUUUUUAACAGGCUGUAUUAAACUUAAACACAGGAAGUGAUCCUUUUCUGGAAAAUGAGAAGAUCCUUGUGUCUUUGUAGCUACAUAAGAAGAAACACUUCCCCUUAUUGCACAUGAUGCCGCGAAUUUGUUUUAUUUAUAAAGAAAAUUUAUUUCUUUUAAUAAAAUAUCUAUGGUGGCUUACCUCAGGAUAAAAAUGCACUACAAUAGCACAACAGAAAAGACUGUAUCAUAUGGUUCCUAGCCCCAGUUGCUCUAUUUUCUACAGAAGCAGAGACACAGAGUUUGCGUAUUUAUGACUGGA